Molecule: messenger RNA, 754 nt
Organism: Haliotis rufescens (red abalone)
Lineage: Eukaryota; Metazoa; Mollusca; Gastropoda; Lepetellida; Haliotidae
Product: alpha-N-acetylgalactosaminidase-like
Exons: 2
Coding region: 7-408 (133 amino acids)
Biological process (GO): glycosylceramide catabolic process; oligosaccharide metabolic process; glycoside catabolic process
Cellular component (GO): cytoplasm
Molecular function (GO): alpha-galactosidase activity
Source: RefSeq, a predicted model, not a curated record
UUCGGGAUGUGGGCGAUGUUUUCCGCCCCACUCUACAUAUCCGCCGAUCUGAGGACCAUGAGACCACAGGCCAAGUCCAUUCUACAGAACAAGGGCGUCAUUGCCAUCAACCAGGACCCACUCGUAAAGGGAGCUAAUAUGAUAAAAGAGAUUCAAAACGUGCAGGUCUGGCUGAAACCUUUGGUGAAACCCGGAAGUUAUGCAGUAGCUUUCUUCAACCCGAACUCAGAUGGAACACCAACACGCAUGUCCCUGACCCUAGCGGACAUCACAUUGACCAAUCAGAAUGGCUAUAACAUUACUAACGUUUUUGAUGACGUCAGUAUGGGCAUGUACAAGCCGAGCGGUCAGUUCAAUGUGACUGUCAACCCUACGGGAAUUGUGCUGGUCAAAGCUAUGCCUCUUUGAUAUGCCUAACAAAAGGCCAUAUGUUUAAAGGUCAUUUGUUCAUAAAUAAUGACUGAGUGCAACAUGAAGAUGUGGAAUGUUUGGUUACCUUUUCCAAUUUGAUAAAACCUUGUAAUUUGAAAUGGUAAACAUUAGGGUUCAAAAUAUACACCCUAUACUAUCAACUUUCUGUCGUGAUCGACUGGUAACAGCAGAGUGGUUAAGUGUAGCCCAUUCAUCUGUUGUCGAGAAUUGCGACUUGCGACCUACCUCGAUGCUGCAACCAUAAACAUUCUCCGUCUGAAUAUUGUAUGUGUCAAGGAUUGUUUUUUGUAGUGUAAACAAAUAAAUCAAACAUUUAAACAGA